AAAAUGUUACAAAUAUAAAUACCGAAACAGCUCCCACAUUAUUAACCAUCAACGAUGCGUUCGCUAGUGUUUUUCAUUUUGUGCUUUGUGACCUACACAAGUAGUGAAAGUAGCGCCAACGAAGAAUUUGUAGGAUGGCUCGAAAAAGUUGGCAUUAAAACGGCUGCAAAGAUUAAGCAAGCGGAACAACACCAAAUAUUUAUGCAGCGCAUCGUUGGGGGAGCUAUUGCGCCAAUCAAUUACCAUCCAUAUUUGGCAGGUCUACUGAUUGAUAUUAAUGAAUUGCAAUCACCGGCCGCGUGCGGCGGAUCGAUCCUUACCCCUGCCAGCAUCUUAACUGCAGCUCAUUGCUGGUUCGAUGGAAGAAAUCGUGCAGUACGUUUCACUGUCGUACUGGGAACCCCAUUCCUGUUCCAUGGUGGCUUAAGGAUUCAAGCGUCUUCCAUUGCAGUUCAUCAUCAAUACGACUUCAGAACGUUUGCAAAUGACAUUGCAAUGCUGUACUUACCCCGUCGUAUAAUAUUCAACCAUGCGGUACAGCCAAUUCCAUUAGCCACUGAUUCGCUUCUAAGCACUGACAAGGCAGGCAUGUGGGCCGUUGCAGCUGGAUAUGGAAGAUAUUCUGAUGUUAUAAAUCCUACGACAAACACGAUGGCGAGAAAUGUUUUUCUACAAACUAUAUCCUUAGAAACCUGCCGUGGCUAUUACGGUAAUGUAGUUUUGGAUUCUAACAUCUGCACUAGUGGAGUUGGCGGUGUUGGUAUUUGCCGAGGAGAUUCUGGAGGCCCAUUAACUAUUAACCACCAAGGAAAAGAAUGGCUCAUUGGUGUUAGCUCAUUCGUGGCAAGGGACGGCUGCGAAUUAGGUUUCCCGUCUGUUUUCGCCAGCGUACCUUCCUUCAGGGCCUGGAUCCAACAUCACAUGAUAUUUUAAUAGCGAAAUAAAAAUUUCAUGAUGACACGACUAAAACUUGCUUAUUUUAUUUGUCAAUGCAAUAAGAUUUCAUUGAAAAUUUCCUAAAAGGCCCAUUUAUUAAAAUGCUACCGUCCGAUAUUCGCCAAGACCGAACUGGUAAAUGUCAAGGAAAGAAAAUGGCUAAAACCUGUCUAACCAUUUGACAAUGAAAUGGCAGUCGACAUCGUCUUCGGCUACG
Messenger RNA from Bombyx mori (domestic silkworm), 1153 nucleotides. Its product is annotated as chymotrypsinogen. The transcript has a single exon. Bases 55 to 933 code for a protein of 292 amino acids. Gene Ontology annotation, molecular function: serine-type endopeptidase activity. The record is from RefSeq and is marked provisional. Lineage: Eukaryota; Metazoa; Arthropoda; Insecta; Lepidoptera; Bombycidae. Gene Ontology annotation, biological process: proteolysis.